CAGCGCUCCCGCCCUCCCUCCCGAGACACGAGCCGAACUGGGCGUCAGGUCGGGGAGCCGGUCGGGUUCCCGCUCGCUGUCGCCGCCGCCGCCCCCCUCAGUGUCUCUCCCGCCUCUCCACAGCAUCGGUCGUGGGAGCUGCAUCCUCCACUCAGUUCGCCUUGGAGACUCCGGCCCGGGGUCAGCGAGCCUGCGACGCGACACCCCGACACCCCCAUCACCUCCAGCCCGGGCGACCCCUCCCCGGACGGGUCCGCCCUCGCCCUCCGCGGUGCCGGAGCCCCCUGGCCCUGAGCGCCCCGCGGGCCCGCUCUCGCACUCCGGCCUCGGCACUCCCACCGCCGCCGCCCCCCACCCGGAACAUGGACUCCGACUCCUGCGCCGCCGCUUUCCACCCCGAGGAGUACUCCCCCAGUUGUAAGAGGCGCCGCACUGUCGAAGACUUCAACAAGUUCUGCACCUUCGUCCUGGCCUAUGCUGGCUACAUCCCCUACCCGAAGGAGGAGCUCCCCUUGAGGAGCAGCCCCAGCCCCGCCAACAGCACUGCUGGCACCGUCGACAGUGACGGUUGGGACACUGGUUUCUCUGACAUUACGUCCUCAGUGCCCUUGCCAGUAUCGGACCGCUGCUUCAGCCACCUGCAGCCUUCCCUCCUGCAGCGAGCGAAGCCCAGUAACUUCCUGCUGGACAGGAAGAAAACUGACAAGCUGAAGAAGAAGAAGAAGAGGAAGCGAAGGGACAGUGACAUGCCUGGGAAGGAGGGGUACAGGGGGGGCUUGCUGAAGCUGGAGGCUGCAGAUCCGUAUGUGGAGACCCCCACAAGUCCCACCAUCCAGGAUAUUCCCCAGGCCUCUGCUGACCCCUGCUCAGGCUGGGACUCUGACACUCCCUCCAGUGGCUCUUGUGCUACUGUGUCCCCGGAUCAGGUUAAAGAAAUAAAGACUGAAGGAAAACGGACUAUUGUCCGGCAGGGAAAGCAGGUGGUCUUCCGAGAUGAAGACAGCACCGGCAACGAUGAGGACAUCAUGGUGGACUCAGAUGAUGAUUCCUGGGAUCUUGUCACCUGUUUCUGCAUGAAGCCUUUUGCUGGUCGCCCCAUGAUAGAGUGUAAUGAGUGCCACACCUGGAUUCACCUGUCCUGUGCGAAGAUCCGCAAGUCCAAUGUUCCGGAAGUGUUUGUCUGCCAAAAGUGCCGGGACUCCAAGUUUGAUAUCCGUCGUUCCAAUCGUUCCCGAAUGGGCUCCCGGAAGCUGUUUCUGGACUGAUUUGGAGCUGGCAAGGAGAGGCGGGACUGGAAGGGCCUGGGCUCUGUGGCCUCCCUAGUUGAGCACAGGCCUCCUGGCUCUGGUGCGGGCAGACCCUGCCACUCAGGUGCCUAAGCAAAGGACUAGCUGUCCAGAUAAAACUGUACAUAGCCAGUGAGCAGAUAAAAUGGUGGUGAAAGCUGCUGCUCCGGCUGUGUUCUCUGUGUUGGAGGCAGACUGAGCACCAGGUCUGCUUCCCCUGAGAGUGCGGGCAUAGUCAUUGUCAGCCAGUUCCCGGCAUUGGGAGCUGCUGCUGGCUGUCAGUCCCGUGUCUCCUCUGUGUCGGGAGUGGUUCUGUUUCCCUGGCUGUGUUUAUUCUCCAGUGUUGGUCUUCUAUCACAAGUGUCUAUACAGCAGCCGUCCAAGUUGCCUGCCCCUUUGUGAUCUUACUGCCCCUGCCUCGUUGUACUAAACUGGGCUAAGGAGCUGCUUCCUUAGUGGUCUGGUGUCCCCAAGAGGAGCCCUUGGUGGUGGGUGAGCGGUGAUUCUUUGGUUUUUCACUGUUUGUUUGAAGGGACAGUAUGUAGCCACUUCUCCACAGAGUGGGGGGUUGAGGGUGGAGGUGUCCUGUGUUCAUAACUCAGUUUCUUGUUUUGCACGAUGUAAAAAAGCAAACCAUUUUUUCCGCACGAUACAGCCCGAAGUAUUGGCCAGUGUCUUCCUAGAUGCCCUUUCUCUGCCAUUGGUCCAUGCCCCAGGGUGCCCAGCGCUCUCCUCUGGAAGCCCUUGGUUCUCUGUUCUUGAGCUGCUCCAGUAGCAGCCCACAGAUGAAGCUGUCCUCGGGACCUAUGUGCUGUUCACUUCGAUAAUGGUUCAAAAGAAUCCGCCCUCCACACAGGCUGGCCUGCUGGGUUCCUGGGGCAAGGUGAGGCCGUACCUUGCAGCAGUCUGCAGUUUCCGAGGUGGGAAGGAGAGCUCUGGCCUGGUGGAGGGCUGCCUCAGCUCCCGGGACACUGGUGUCCUGGGGUUGAAGAAGAGGAGGCCCUGGCUCUGCAGUGGCCUCCUUCAGCCCUCCAGUGCAUGUUCUCGGGAGGGUUUGACAAAGCAGUGGUCCAUCUCCUAAGUACUGUUUUCUGUUAGGCCCGAGGCAGGGAGUGUCCAAGUGGGUCCCAUUUAUUCCUGUGUAGCACCUGUGCGGGGUCAUCAGGCGCUCUCCCGCAGUAUCUUCAGACCAAAGGAGCUCAGACUGUGACUGCUAAUCAGAGCCUGGAGGGGGGAGGGGGAGGGUCUCAGUAUCUUUACACUUGUCCAGUUUAAGUAACUGUCUUAGUUUUUUGUUUGUUUGUUUUUAAAAUCCUGUUGCUCAUAUUAAAGUACAGAAAAUGACUCAUUGCUGAAGCUCAGCUGGUCCCGCAGACCUCAAGGGAGAACUUGGCCAUAGAGAAGGAGCUGUUCCAGAAGGUCCUGUCCCCAGGCUAUUGUCUGACUCUGAGAGGAGUAAAUACCUAGGACAAGUUAGAGGAAUUUGCCAAAGACCCGCCCCGUGACGGUACUUGUCCAGUGUUAUCACCCCGACAAUAACCAAAGUUCCAGUAGUUUUAUUUUUUUUAAGUGCAUUUAAAAAUAAGUGGUUUUGUUAUGGACCGGUGUAGCUGGCCAUUGUUAUGUGUGCUCAGAGAUCGAUGCCUCUGGGAUACAUCGACCCUCAUCUCAGUCUGUUUGCUUGCUUUGUGUUUUUAAGGGGCGCUUUCCCUGUGCGUGGUGUGGGAAGGCAGACACCUUGGCUUGGGGGUGGACUGAGCUGGGCAGCUGGAAUCAGCUUCUUUAUGCAAAUGGCAUGGCCCUUCUAGGGGCUCCUGGUUGAUGGCUGGUGAUGUGGGGAGGGAAAGGUGUCACCCCCAAAGUAGACCUCUCCCAUCGGCUUUGGCCAGGCCAGACAACAUCGUUUACAUGGUUCUGUGUAAUUAUAAAGUUUAUGUGUAUAAAGCAAGCUGUUUCUGUGAAACUGUAUAUUUUGUAAAUAAAGAUAUUGCUACUUUGA
Messenger RNA from Peromyscus maniculatus bairdii (prairie deer mouse), 3285 nucleotides. RefSeq names its product PHD finger protein 13 (gene Phf13). Lineage: Eukaryota; Metazoa; Chordata; Mammalia; Rodentia; Cricetidae. Gene Ontology annotation, biological process: mitotic chromosome condensation. Gene Ontology annotation, cellular component: nucleus. The record is from RefSeq and is a predicted model, not a curated record. Gene Ontology annotation, molecular function: chromatin binding.